Messenger RNA from Clupea harengus (Atlantic herring), 3640 nucleotides. RefSeq names its product RNA binding motif protein 25a (gene rbm25a). Gene Ontology annotation, cellular component: spliceosomal complex. NCBI's taxonomy places the organism in Eukaryota, Metazoa, Chordata, Actinopteri, Clupeiformes, Clupeidae. Gene Ontology annotation, molecular function: mRNA binding. Gene Ontology annotation, biological process: regulation of alternative mRNA splicing, via spliceosome. The record is from RefSeq and is a predicted model, not a curated record.
UGCUACUACCGACUGCUACUCAACUCACGUUCGUCCAUCUUAUGCUGUGCCUCAUACAUGCGCAUAUUGCUAACUGGCCGGCGUAUAAUAUUCUAACGUUUUUGGGGGAAUUUCUCAUGAGCCUCUCAUCUUGUUAGUUGUUAACACAUAUAGUUAACUACGUUAUCAAACUAAAUUGGUUGAAUUAAUCCUGGGAUAAAGGAAAACGUAGGUUCCUUUCCAUCAAGAUGUCAUACCCCCCUCACCUAAAUCGGAUUCCACAGCUGCCUCCUGGAAUCCCCCCUCCACAGUUUGGAGGGUAUCCUCCCACAGGGCCCCCAGGAGCUCCAAUGAUCCCGGUUCACAUGGGCAUAAUGACACAAGGACCAACGGUCCUGGUACCUUCCACAGUGUCUAUGACACACAAGCCAACAGUUGUAAGAAAGGAGGCAAUCACAUUGCAAACGAAGGGGACAGAGGAGACCAGCAACAACACCAACACUAUUACUACCACCGGCGGCCCGACCACCACAGUGUUUGUUGGGAACAUUUCGGAAAAGGCUUCAGAUAUGCUUGUUCGACAGCUUCUGUCGAAGUGUGGCUUGGUUCUCAGCUGGAAAAGAGUCCAGGGAGCCUCUGGAAAACUUCAAGGUAAAAACAAAACAGCGUUUGGUUUCUGUGAGUACAAGGAGCCUGAGUCCACCCUCCGAUCCCUGCGGCUGCUCCACGAGCUGCAGAUCGGGGACAAGAAGCUGCUGGUGAAGGUCGAUGCCAAGACCAAGGCCCAGCUGGACGAGUGGAAGGCCAAGAAAAGAAAUGCCAAUGGGGCAGCAAAGCCCGAGGAUGGUGCGAAAGACGAGGAGGACGAAGAGGAGAGCUUGGAUGAAGAUACAAAGCGCCGGGACCAGAUAGUGAAAGGGGCAAUCGAAAGCCUAAUUCGUGAGUACUCCAGUGAGCUCAAUGCCCCUUCUCAGGACUCGGAUUCACACCCCCGCAAGAAGCGGAAAGAGAAGAAAGAGGAGGAGGAUAUCAAUGCCAUCGAGAUGGAGGAGGAUAAGAGAGACCUAAUUUCCAGAGAGAUCAGCAAAUUCAGAGACACUCACAAGAAGACUCCAUCGCCUUACGGAGCUGAGCAGAUGGCAUCCAAAGGGGCAUCUGUGGCCAUUUCGUAUCAAUCAGUAGAGAGAGCCAGGAAACUGGAGGAGGAGAAGGAGAAGGAACGGUUGGAGCUGGAGCGCGAGCGCAGAGAGCGGGACAAAGAGAGGGAGCGUGAACGGGAGCGGAGGGACCGUGAACGAGAGAAGGAGAGGGAACGUGAGCGCCUGAAAGAAAGGGAGAAGGAGAGGGAGCGAGACCGAGAACGGGACCGGGACCGCGACAGAGAGUGGGAGAGGAACAAGGAGAGAGAACGGGAACGGGAGAGGGAGCAGGAGAGGAGCCGCGACCGGAGCAGAGACCGCAGCAGAUCCAGGGAGCGCAACCGGGAGGAUAAGAAGAGAGACCGGGAGGAGGAUGAGGAGGAGGCGUAUGAGCGCCGGAAACUUGAGAGGAAGCUCAGGGAGAAGGAGGCCGCCUACCAAGAGCGCCUGAAGAACUGGGAGAUCAGGGAACGGAAGAAAGCGCGGGACUACAGCAAAGAUGCUGAAAGAGAAGACGAGCGACGCAGAGAAAUGGCUAAAGAGGCCAAGCGGCUGAAGGAGUUCCUGGAGGAUUAUGACGACGAUCGAGACGACCCAAAAUACUACAGGGGGAGUGCUCUGCAGAAGCGUCUGAGGGACAGAGAAAAGGAGCAGGAGCUGGACGAGAGGGACCGCAAGCGAGAGAAGGAGGAGCUGGAGGAGAUCCGCCAGAGGCUGCUAGCUGAGGGCCACCCAGACCCUGACGCUGAGCUCCAGAGGAUGGAGCGUGAGGCGGAGCAGCGGCGGCAGCCUCCCCCGAAGCCUGAGGAGCCCGAGGAGGCGCCCAGGGAGCGCAGCAGCCACAGAGAGCAGCGCGACCGGGAACGGGAACGUGACCGGGACCGCGACCGUGAUCGCGAUCGUGAAAGAGAGCGUGAGCGAGAGCGAGAGCACAGGUCUGGAGCCGAGCGGGCCCCCCCCCAGCGCUCCGACCACAGCUCUCCGGAACAGGAGGACGCUGAUGACGGCCCGGACGAGGACGAAGAGAUCGGGGACGAGGAGGAGGAGGCGUCGGAGGCCAAGCCCUGCCUGAAGCCCACGCUCAGACCCGUCACCGCCGCGCCCUCCAUCUCCUCAGCCAGUGGUAACGGCACCCCCCUCACCCCUGGCAACGAGUCGCCAUGCGGCAUCAUCAUCCCCCACGAGAACUCGCCCGAGGCCCAGCCUGCUGAGGAGCACCGACCAAAGAUUGGCCUCAGCCUCAAGCUAGGAGCCACAGGCAGCCCUGGUCAGCCACACGUCGUCAAGCGCAAGAAGCUUGCAACCGUGGAGAGCGUCUUCAACCGUUUCGAGGAGGAGGAGGAAUCGGAGGCGCCCCGCAAGCGCAAGCUGGUGCCUCUGGACUACGGUGAAGACGACCGCGGUGGCAACCUAGGAUUGGACGGCCUGGAUGUGAGCGCGACCAAGGGUGGCGCCAACAGCGAAGAAAAGCGCAAGCACAUCAAGAGCCUGAUCGAGAAGAUCCCCACGGCCAAGGCCGAGCUCUUCUCCUACCCACUGGACUGGUCCAUUGUAGACUCGUCUCUCAUGGAUCGGCGGAUUAGGCCAUGGAUCAACAAGAAGAUCAUCGAGUACAUCGGAGAGGAGGAGGCCACACUUGUUGACUUUGUGUGCUCAAAGGUGAUGGCACACAGCACCCCGCAGACUAUACUUGAUGAUGUCGCCAUGGUGCUAGAUGAGGAAGCUGAAGUCUUCAUAGUGAAGAUGUGGCGGCUGCUGAUCUAUGAAACUGAGGCCAUUAAGAUCGGGCUGGUGAAAUAAAGAUGAAUUCCGGAUAGAGGGGGAAGGCCUGUUUUCCCUGGCUUUGCCCUCUCCUCUAUCUCAGACUAUUUAUUUAACCCCGUGCAGACUAUGGGCCCUGAGAAACAGCACGACCAUGAGAGCGUUGGCCUACACACCCCUGUCCUGCUAGAGAGAAAGCUCCUGUACAAAGCUGUGGCUACUGCUUGUGUGUGUGUCUGAGUGUGUGUGUCUGAGUGUGUGUGUCUGAGUGUGUGUGUCUGAGUGUGUGUGUGUGUGUGUGUGUGUGUGUGUGUGUGUCUGAGUGAGACAGAUAAAUGUGGAAGUGCUAAAAUGUGACCUGACUGCACGGCCAAAGUCUGUUGCCCAAACAGGGGGUGAGGGGGGACCGUGGGACAGUGUUGAGGGGUUUUUAAAUAUGGCACCUGCCACCAAAGUUCAGCCUCCUCCGCAAUUCACUUUGAUUUUGGACGAUCGAUAAGCACUCAGCGCAACUCUUCUGACAAGUGUAAUUAGGAAGAAGGCACUGGUUUAUCAUGGCCUGUAUUUAUAAUGGGCUUCACAGGAGGCCAAUCCAGAUCAUUGGAAGGAACGAAUUAAAGUUUGUUUUGGAACGUGGGGUCCGUCUUCGAAAUGUUUUGGUUUAUGAAAAUGUUGGUGCUUUGCACUUCGACCCACUUAAAGACUUUUGUUUCCAUAGUAAGUGUCCAUGACUAUAAAAUUAAAUAAUGUUUUCCUAAAAA